Coffea eugenioides is the source of this 384-nucleotide messenger RNA. RefSeq lists its product as uncharacterized. The coding region runs from base 1 to 384 and encodes 127 amino acids. The record is from RefSeq and is a predicted model, not a curated record. Lineage: Eukaryota; Viridiplantae; Streptophyta; Magnoliopsida; Gentianales; Rubiaceae. The transcript has a single exon.
AUGAUGAAAGCUACGAGCAUAGAGGAUGCCAGAUCCCGUGCCACGAAGGUCUUGGAGAGCUUAGAGAAAUCCAUCAGUGCCCGUGUCCGAGCCGAUGCAGCAGAGGUUUUUGACAAGGAACAGAUUUCGAUGAAGGAGAAAAUUGAAGGGAUUGUGAAAGAGAAUGGGAUUCUGAAAAGGGCUGUGGCCAUCCAGCAUGAAAGGCAGAAGGAUUACGAUGGAAGAAAUCAAGAAGUGCAGCAGCUGAAGCAACUGGUGGCUCAGUAUCAAGAACAGUUGAGAAGUCUUGAGGCGAAGAAUUAUGCCUUGAGAAUGUACCAGCGCCAGGCUGAUCACCAAGGCAACUCUAUGAUCCCUGGUCACUUUAAUCCGGAUGUCUUUUAA